Messenger RNA from Cataglyphis hispanica, 1271 nucleotides. RefSeq names its product Golgi SNAP receptor complex member 2 (gene Membrin). Lineage: Eukaryota; Metazoa; Arthropoda; Insecta; Hymenoptera; Formicidae. Gene Ontology annotation, cellular component: ER to Golgi transport vesicle membrane; SNARE complex; endoplasmic reticulum membrane. Gene Ontology annotation, biological process: vesicle-mediated transport; vesicle fusion. The record is from RefSeq and is a predicted model, not a curated record. The coding region runs from base 100 to 738 and encodes 212 amino acids. Gene Ontology annotation, molecular function: SNARE binding; SNAP receptor activity. The transcript has 2 exons.
GGUUAGCGUAGAGCCGUAGGUGACACCAGAUCACACAAUCGUGUGAAAAUUUUUGGUUUAUCGAUAAAUAUUAAUUAAAAUUUCGACUGUGCAGACAAUAUGGAAACGUUGUAUCAUCAGACUAAUAAAUUAAUACAGGAAACGCAACAUCUUUUUUCGCAACUGGAAAGAAAAUCAUCUAAUGCAGAUCUAGAGGAAGUGAAGGAGUCUAUAGAAAGCAAACUCAAUCUUAUCAACAGUAAUUGCGAGCGACUCGAUGUGCUAUGUCUCAAGGGACCUGUGUCGCAGAGACAGAAUGCCAGAAUGAGAGUUGAUCAGUUGAAAUACGACAGCCGUCAUCUCGCCGCUGCUUUAAAUUCAUUGUGCGCCCGUAUGAUCCGGCAGCAAAGAGAAGAAGCAGAAAGAGAGGCCUUGCUGGCUAGAAAGUUUACCAGCAACGAUCAUGUAGAUAUUUUAAUUGAUCACACUCUCCAACAUAAUAAUAGUAUGCAUAAUGCCAUUCAUGGCGUAGAUGAUUUGUUACAUCAGGGAAGUAGUGUCUUAGAUAAUUUAAGAUCUCAAAGAGUAACGUUAAAAGGAGCUCACAAACGUUUGAUAGAUAUCGGUAAUACUUUAGGUCUUUCUAAUACUACUAUGAGGCUCAUAGAACAAAGAGCCAAACAAGAUGGAUUUAUUUUAGUUGCUGGUAUGACUUUCACAUGUAUAGUCAUCAUCUUAGUGAUAGUAUAUCUCACUUAGACACAUUCCAAAGAUUAUUAAAUAUAAUAUAUACAAUACUUAUUAAUAUAUAUAUAUAUAUAUAUAUAUAUAUUAUAACUAUUAAUAAUAAUAUUUAUAUACUAUUACUUUUUCUGUUAUGUUUAACUACUACCGCCUUUUAGAAAGAUAAUGAGUUAAAAACUAUAUAGACAAUUAUUAUAUUAUAUUUAUAUAUCCAUAAAUACAUAUGUAAAUAAUAGUAGACACUAAGGUCUAGGAAAUAACAUUUAUUUUGUACAUUCUAUACUAAAAUAUUUAUAAUAACACUUACAUAUUUAAUCAAAACCAUUAAAAAUUUGUAUAUAUUUCCUUAGGUAUUAAUAAAGAUGUAUGUAUAUUUAUAAUAAAAAAUAUGAAAAUUUUGGGAUUACUGUAUAUGAUAAUCAUAAUAUAAAUUCAUUUGAAAAAAUCAAUUUGUAUAUAGAAAAGGCAUUAAAUUUUUAUUAUAUUUAAUAUUAAUUAUUUGUUUCCACCUUUUUAGUAGAUAUAAAUAAAUAUUUUUAAACAUUAAA